GAAAAGGCCACAGUGCGCCGUCUAAGAAAUUCCAAUCCUUGAAUCCAGAAAUCGCCUUUUUGUUUUCGUUCUGGAGAACAGUUCUCCACCUGCUGUCCGGAAUCGCGGGAAUGGAGCUCGGGAUCCACCGCCAUUGGUAAACCUGAGGAAGAUUGGAAACCAACACAUUUGAAAGACGCGUGCAGAAGGCGACCGAACGUACAUCUAUCCUUAGAGAACACGCAAAUGUCGUCGCCGUCGUCAACGGCCACGAAGCGGAAACGCAGCGUCUCCCACCUACCCGCUCCCGAUAUCCCCCAGUCAUCAACUGCCGAAUUGCUUCAGCCGUCAUCCCGCGACGCCUCUGGUGAAGAAGGGGAUGAAUCCGCAGCUCCCAGCACAUCCGUGAAACAUAAGAAACCCGCCCUUGCUGCCGACACGUCCACCGUUCCACCCUCCAAGCGUCCUAGGACCCGAUCUAUAAUACCUUCAGACUUAGCGGCCCAGACUCUCAACGGCGAUACAUCGUCAAUUAGCAAAAAUGAUCCAGGCGAGCCGUCGGAGACGACGGAGGCAAGUGUAGACAUUGAGCAUCGGGUGAAACGUCGAUCGGGCUCAUUCCGUCAGCCAAGAAAUCAGGAUGAGCGGAUGAAGCCGCCGAUGAGAGCGGGUUUGCAAGAUCCGGCUGGUUACAAGACCAAUCCACCUCCUACUGGACGCCCAGUGAGGGUGUAUGCGGACGGUGUAUUCGAUUUGUUCCACCUUGGUCAUAUGAGGCAGCUGGAACAGGCCAAGAAAGCAUUUCCCAAUACCCAUCUCAUCGUCGGUGUGACCGGAGACGCGGAGACACAUAAGCGAAAGGGUUUGACCGUUCUGAGCGAGGUUGAGAGGGCAGAAACCGUCCGUCACUGCAAGUGGGUGGACGAAGUUAUACCGAACUGUCCCUGGAUCGUAAGUCCGGAGUUCCUUGAGGAACACCAGAUAGACUAUGUUGCCCACGACGAUAUCCCAUAUGGAGCAGACGAGGGCGACGAUAUUUAUGCCCCGGUGAAAGCGGCAGGCAAAUUUUUAGUCACUCAAAGAACAGAGGGCGUGAGCACCACAGGUAUCAUUACGAAGAUUGUUCGAGACUACGAAAAAUACAUCACUCGGCAACUCAAGCGAGGAACCUCCAGACAAGAGCUUAAUGUCUCCUGGCUGAAAAAGAACGAGCUUGAGAUCAAGAGGCAUGUCAUUGAGCUUCGCGACACCAUAAAGAAUAACUGGUCGUCAACCGGUCAAGAAUUAGGCAAAGAACUGAGGCAAUUCUGGCAAAGCAGGCCAAAUAGCCCUGCUCGACGAAGCUUUGACUUUGGACAUAAUGGCGUCACAAGCCCAACGGGGAGCGGAAAUAUAUUCGGAUUUGGAGGUAACAAGUCACACCUCGAUAAUUCGAACCGGCCAGAGAGCCCCGGCGUAGGCCGGACAGAGGAUUUUGCAACAGGAUAUAGUUUAGGGUUGAUCGGCGGGGUUCGAUCAUGGAUGAUGCGCAGCCGUACUUCUCUGCGUGAUACACUCAGCCUCCCAGCAUCGCCUUCUGGCAGUGAUGAGGAGCGCAAUGGUACUGAGGAUACGAAGGCUGAGGCCCCCGGGAAUUCGAAGGUAGCUACCUAA
Molecule: messenger RNA, 1632 nt
Organism: Coccidioides posadasii C735 delta SOWgp
Lineage: Eukaryota; Fungi; Ascomycota; Eurotiomycetes; Onygenales; Onygenaceae
Source: RefSeq, a predicted model, not a curated record